UCUACGCUUCACCAAAACAAAUUGCUCAAAUCAAAACCCUAAAGAUCAAAAUCAAUGGCUCUCUCCAAACUCACCUUCCUCACCCAUCUCAAAACCCUAACCACUCCUCGCUACCACCGCCACCCGCCGCCGUUCAUCACCUUCCGUUUCCUCUCCUUCGCUACUCCCGAAGAAGCCGCCGCCGAGCGUCGCCGUCGCAAACGCCGUCUCCGCAUCGAACCCCCUCUUUCCUCUCUCCACCGCUCCCAGCAACCACAACAACAACUACCCCCAAAACCCAUCCAAAACCCCAACGCCCCGAAACUCCCCGAAACCCUCGCCGCUGUCUCCGGCAACCGUCUCAACCUACACAACCGGAUCUUAACUCUCAUUCGCCAAAACGACCUCGAAGAAGCCGCACUCUUCACGCGACAUUCCGUGUACUCCAAUUGCCGUCCGACGAUUUUCACCGUUAACGCAGUUAUGACGGCGCAGCUCCGUCAGUCAAAGUACUCUGACCUUUUAUCUCUUCAUAGGUUCAUAACUCAAGCGGGUGUGGCCCCAAAUGUUAUUACUUAUAAUCUUUUGUUUCAAACUUAUUUAGAUUGUAAAAAACCUGACACUGCACUCGAACAUUACAAGCAGUUUAUAAAUGAUGCCCCUUUUAAUCCGUCACCAACGACUUAUCGGAUUUUAAUUAAGGGUUUGGUGGAUAAUGGGAAACUUGAGAAGGCCAUGGAAUUGAAGGAGGAGAUGUUAGCUAAGGGUCUUGUGGCAGACCCUGUUGUUUAUAGUUAUUUGAUGAUGGGUUGUGUUAGGAAUGAUGAUUCGGACGGGGUUUUCAGGCUUUAUGAGGAGUUGAAGGAGAAAUUGGGAGGUGUUGUGAGUGAUGGGGUUGUGUAUGGGAGCUUGAUUAAGGGUUAUUUUAUGAAGGGUAUGGAGGAGGAGGCAAUGUCAUGUUAUAACGAGGCUGUGGGGGAGAAUUCGAGUGUAAAAAUGAGCGCGGUUGCGUAUAAUAAUGUGCUUGAUGCUUUGUGUAAGAAUGGGAAGUUUGAUGAGGCUUUGAAGUUGUUUGAUAGGAUGAUUGGUGAGCAUAAUCCACCUAAGAGGUUGGCAGUGAAUUUGGGGAGUUUUAAUGUGAUGGCUGAUGGGUAUUGCGCGGAAGGGAGGUUUGAGGAGGCUAUUGAGGUAUUUAGGAAGAUGGGUGAAUAUAGGUGCAGUCCUGAUACGUUGUCGUUUAAUAAUUUGAUUGAUCAGUUGUGUAAGAAUGGAAUGUUGGGUGAGGCGGAAAAGCUCUAUGGAGAAAUGGGGCAGAAGGGGGUGAAUCCUGAUGAGUAUACUUAUGGUGUUCUGAUGGAUACUUGUUUUAAAGAGGAUAGGGUUGAUGAUGGGGCAGCAUACUUUAGGAAGAUGAUUGAGACAGGUUUGAGGCCUAACUUGGCUGUUUAUAACAGAUUGGUUGAUCAGUUGGUUAAAGUGGGGAAUAUUGAUGAGGCAAAGUCGUUUUUUGAUAUAAUGGUGAAGAAGCUGAAGAUGGAUGAUGCAAGUUACAAGUUUAUUAUGAAGGCAUUGAGUGAUGAUGGCAAAUUGGAUGACAUGCUUAAGGUUGUAGAUGAAAUGUUGGAUGAUAAUGGGAUUGAGUUUGAUGAGGAUUUCCAGGAAUUUGUGAAAGGGGAAUUGGGGAAGGAAGGUAGAGAAGAGGAUUUGGUGAAGCUUAUGGAGGAGAAGGAAAGGCUGAAGGCUGAAGCCAAGGCUAAAGAAGCAGAAGCUGCGGAAGCAGCUAAGAAGAGUGCAAGUGCUGCCAUAUCUUCUUUAAUUCCAUCAAAACUGUUUGGUAAGAAAGAAGGUGGAGCGGAGAACCCCGAAAAUGCUAAUGCAGUUGAGGCUUCUUCUGCUGACUCCAUCGGUGAAACAGAAGCUGGGAAAGAAGAGAAUGUUGAAGAAGCUACUGCUAUAGAGGCUGAUUUGGCAAACUCGGAAGAUCAAUUGUGAGAAUUCGGCAGAAGUAGAUGGUAAAAAUGAUGGUGAAAGUGGGCAGGUAACAGCAUGAAUGUAUUGAUGGGAAAUGGUAAUAUUUGUGUUCCAUCUUUUGAUUGAAAAAAUAGAUAAGGAGCAUGAACCCAAUGAUUCUUCUUCUCUAGUUAAUGUAUACCGUGUUAUUAGGAAUGCAUUAAACUUGGAGGGUUCAUUUAAUUGUUCUUGAGGUUGGCACAAAUCUAUUAUUCUGCAUUGCAGCACUUUUAUUUAUUGAACUUCCUGAAUGAAAGCAGGUACUUAAACCAUGAUAACAGCUAUUUCUGCUAAUAUGCUUUUUCUGUUGUAGCCAGAUG
Pistacia vera is the source of this 2309-nucleotide messenger RNA. RefSeq names its product pentatricopeptide repeat-containing protein At3g49240, mitochondrial-like. The record is from RefSeq and is a predicted model, not a curated record. The transcript has a single exon. Gene Ontology annotation, cellular component: chloroplast. Gene Ontology annotation, molecular function: protein binding. The coding region runs from base 55 to 1971 and encodes 638 amino acids. NCBI's taxonomy places the organism in Eukaryota, Viridiplantae, Streptophyta, Magnoliopsida, Sapindales, Anacardiaceae.